AAUUUUUAAAAUUCUUAUACGAGGAUCAGACAUUGUUUUAAUUGAAAUAUUUUACUUCGGAUGCAGAAAAUGAAGCGUUUACUGAUUAAACAAGGUUUUCCUUAUAAGAAAACUUCAAAGAGUAUCGUAGUAUAUCCCCCCACACUUCCGCAGAAAAACGCUACAUCGUGUCUGCAUUGAAAGGUGCAGUGAGAGAAACAGAAGGGUUAAUUGUGUAUCAGUUUAUCCCUGAUUUCCCAAGACAUGUAACAAAUAAAAGUGACAAGACUAAAAUGCAAGACGAUAUUUUUCCGGCUGCAGAGAAAAUUCUUUCCGACAUCGAAAAUGUGGUGAAGAAGAAUCCGUCACUAAAAAGUUUUGAAAUAAUCCCUGCUGAAGACAAUGAGAACAAAUCACCAGUAUUUCAUCAGGAAGAUUGUCUCGGAUUGGCAUCGUGGUGCGUGCAACCACUUUACUGUUAUGCUUAUCGUCGGCUCUUUGAACUUCGACAAAAUAAACACAGACGUGAGGAACCUAGUACAAUAGCAAGAUGGUUAUUGGGCGCAUUAUUAUUAAAUCCAGAUGUUACGACAUUUUGGAACAUGCGACGGGAAUUAGUAAGAAAUCAUAAGUUAGAAGCAUCCGAAGAAUUCUUUUUUUCACGAUUGGUGCUUUAUCAUAAGCCAAAAAGUUUCGAGGCGUUCGCCUAUCGACGAUGGUUAUUAUCAUAUAUAUUGAACAGUAAAGACGGACAUUAUGAUCCAGAAUCGGUGGAAUCGCCGCUUUGUAGGGAAUUGGACAUAGCAACUACGUGCGCGGAAAGAUACGCAAGUAACUAUCACGCUUGGAGUCAUAGGCGUCAUGUAUUGACCCUUCGUGAAUCACGUGGAUUUACAUAUCCGAGUCUGGAAACAGAAUGGAAGAAUUCGCUCGCUUGGUGUCAACGGCAUGUGUCGGAUUAUAGCGGGCUUUCCUAUCGACAGUUCCUACUGAAAAAAUUCAUGUUUGAAUUCAAGGAACUACCGAAGGAACUGUCUAUGAAAUACUCGGAUGUCAGGGAGCAAUGGAAAGAGGAACUAUUCGUUUACAUUAAGUCAAACAUCAGUGAAAAAGGGAACACCCAUCAAUUGCAGAGGCUAUUUAAUGCUACAAACGCGGAAUCUGAAGCAACUACUUCAUCGAAAAUGAAACAAUAUGCAUAUUUCCAUGCUUUGUCAUAUUGGCUAGAAGAAUGCCAUGCGAAUGAUAGUGCUAUUUUCUUGUACAACGAUCACGAGGCUCUUUGGUGCCAUCGUAGAUUCCUCGCGUAUCUUCUUGUGCAUUUUAUGGCAUUGAAGCAUUCUUACCACGAAGAUGAGUACGAUGUUGAUAGCCGAUCCAUUGACAAAUCGAUUGAAAAAAAAAAUGUUCAAAAAACAUUAGCUACGUUAACGAACGAUGAUGUGAUUUUGUGCCACGAUUUUCUCGUGCAAGCAUUCCAUGCAUGCACUAACAAAAUUGCUGAUCUCGCUACCAAACGAGAUCAACACGAGAAGAUGCUAGUUGAGAGAUUUUUUAAAUUUCUCCAGAGCAUUGGAUUUGAAAUUAGAUCGUGAUCUC
Molecule: messenger RNA, 1578 nt
Organism: Apis laboriosa (Himalayan honeybee)
Lineage: Eukaryota; Metazoa; Arthropoda; Insecta; Hymenoptera; Apidae
Gene: temp
Product: protein prenyltransferase alpha subunit repeat-containing protein 1
Exons: 3
Coding region: 273-1574 (433 amino acids)
Biological process (GO): protein prenylation
Cellular component (GO): cytoplasm
Molecular function (GO): protein prenyltransferase activity
Source: RefSeq, a predicted model, not a curated record